Molecule: messenger RNA, 1635 nt
Organism: Echinococcus granulosus
Lineage: Eukaryota; Metazoa; Platyhelminthes; Cestoda; Cyclophyllidea; Taeniidae
Exons: 3
Coding region: 1-1635 (544 amino acids)
Molecular function (GO): protein binding
Source: RefSeq, a predicted model, not a curated record
AUGCUCAACCCCUCUUCCCCAAAUUCCUCAGAGGCCCCUCUACUAAGAUGCUCUUACUCCCCUGAAGACGAGUCUUUUGUGUCAAUUUUUUUAAUCCCUUCCAGUGUCGUUCGCGGAUUCGUGAAAGAAGUGGACUCGGUCAGCUUCACCUUCCUGGGCUACAAGUGGCGACUGCGGACACUGAGGACCAAAAUGCAUAUUGGAGCGUUCCUUGAGUUGCUGCCUACAAAAUCGUCCACCAACUUUGAACUACGACUGGAUUUUGCCUUUGUAAUUCUUAAUAGAGAGCAUUUCAGUAAAAACCAGCACUUUUCACAGCGACAGGUCCUCUUCACCCGAGACGGGCGUAAACGCGGGUGCAAAACUUUGAUCGAAUUGUCCUAUCUGUGUGGUGAUAAGUUUCUCUCGGAUGACAACACCUUUUUGUUCGAGGUAGAAUUUUCCAGCCCAAGAAUUGACAUCCUAGUCCAAUUAAAUAGCACUUCAGAGCUGAUUCGCUUCCUCGGCAACAAUUACGUGGACAGGUACAAUGCCGAAAAUGCAGAACAUGGUCCAAUUUUAUUUGAGUCUGGUCCAUUCAACGCAAGUAGUGAACCCUGGCAUCUUGGAGUGGCGAUAUCACAUGCCAGCAUCUUCGGUCCAGACAAGGAAAAGAAAAAAGUCAGUCUUUACAUUUUUCAGCAUAAAGGACGAAAAAGUCCGUCUGCGGUAUCUGAUCGGCGCUUCUCGAUUAUGGAAUUUGCCUGUGAAAUUGAAUCUCAGACUUCGGGUCGUCGAUUGCGACUUCUCCUCGACCCAGGGUGUGGAAUGUCCCUGAUGGUAGAGUUACCACAAAAUGAAGCAAAUGCUGUAUCAAACUCGGUGAGGGAGCAAAUUGCAUCUCACAUAGCAAAGAAAGUGUCUUUCAAGUUCUUUAAGCCCAUUCUACGGGUAAAGCUUAAGUCCGUACGACUACGGCAACUCACUCCAAGAGAACUGGUACUUCAGAGUCCCACAUUCCCACUGUAUUGUUCGACAAUUCCCUUCGAUCCUGUAAAUACCAAUUGGACUGCUUACGCGUAUCCAUCAGGGGAUGAACUCAACCUCGGUCUUCGGGUUGGAGUCGACAAGAACAGGCGGCUUCUUGCCAGUAACUGCGUUGAUCUACUCUGGUGGAGUGCGCACGCUGGUAAGGGAAAUAUUGAAAACAUGGACGCCUUGGAAGAGGGUCAAAAGGUCGCCCUAAGUGUUGCAACGCGUUUUCACCAGCUGGAUGGUGUGGAGUUAUCGCCUCCUUGCGCUGAUAGUUCGGCUUCCGAUGAAGAGAUGCCGGUAGAGGCACUAUCUCCGUCGCAGUGUUUCAUAAAGUUUCCUCAAAAAGAACAAAAUGAUUGUCUAACAAACAAACUGGAGAGACAAGUUGACGUUCUGCUUGAAUGGCAUGCCGAGUACCGCCUCAAGGGAGACCACUUUGACAUUGUCGAUGUGCUCACUCAUAUUCACAUGCAUCAAAUGAGACUGACAGACUAUUUACUUGUCGGAGUUUCUUCUCUUUUGAGGAAAGAACUGACUCUCCUGCGUCUUGAAAACGCCUCACUCAAACAGCAGAUAGAAGAUCAGGUGACAACCACAACAACUGCAACAAAAGACGGCUGA